Messenger RNA from Triticum aestivum (bread wheat), 2190 nucleotides. RefSeq lists its product as uncharacterized. The record is from RefSeq and is a predicted model, not a curated record. The coding region runs from base 14 to 1462 and encodes 482 amino acids. Lineage: Eukaryota; Viridiplantae; Streptophyta; Magnoliopsida; Poales; Poaceae. Gene Ontology annotation, molecular function: protein binding. The transcript has 2 exons.
GGGCUUCGCACCGAUGGAAACGAGAUCGGGGCGUCGCCUCAGCUCGCCUCCGCCGCCGCAUGUAGCUUGCCACGGCCGUGGUCCACGAGAUGCCGACCUAAUCGGCGCCCUCCCCGAUGAUAUCCUCCUCCUGGUGCUGGUGCGCUUACGCUGCGUCCGCGCCGCCGCGCGCACUGGGCUCCUCUCGCGCCGGUGGCGCGGCCUCUGGACCUACCUCCCGGAUCUCACCUUCCGCGGCGUCCCGCCCGCCAAGGUCGAAUCGGCGCUCGCCAGUUUCGCUGCUUCGCCGGCGGUGUCCCUCCUCGACAUCUGCAUCCGGGUGGGACAUACAGCCGCCCAAGCCAACUCGUUGCUGCGCGCCGCCGCUAUAGUCUCUCCAGCGGAGCUAUUCUUCGACUUCCCGGGGUCUAGUAAGUUAGUUUUGAGCCACAUGGACCGCAUCGAGCUGCCCUGCUUCGACCGCACCAUAUCGAUCAAGCUGGAGACCUGGCUCUGCGUCAUGCCGCCGCCGGCCGGCGAGUUCACUGCGCUGGAGAGGCUGUCCCUCAAAGCCUGCAUCCUGGACCUUGGGACCUUUACGCCACAGUCAGCCGGCGAGUUCCCCGCGCUCAAGACGCUGGCCCUUGACGGCAACAUUGUCGACCUUGGCACCUUCCUGAACCGCUGCCCACGAUUGCGCAACAUCAGUAUCACCUUUCAUGGUGUUGAGCCCGACUCACACAAACCAGCGCUGGCCACACUCGAAGCUGUGGCGGCACACGGUGGUGUCUCGGUGUCCCUACUCGGCAUCCACCUCUGUAGUGCACAUGGUACCGAUGCCACCCUUCUCCGCGCCGCAGCGAGGCUUUCCCCGCAAGAGCUCGUCUUCACUCACCUAAUUGACACACUAUAUGACCAGAAGUAUAGAGAUGUCGACCUGCCCUGUUUUCCCAAUGCCGUCUCGAUCAAGAUUAAACUGUAUCAAAUCUGCUUCACACGGCUUCUUGGUGGCAAGUUCUCCAAGCUCGACAGUAUGAUCCUUAAAAAAUGCAUCAUCAACGACCUUAGCACCUUGGUUUCCCUCUGCCCAUGCCUUCGUGUGCUGAAGGUGAAGGCAGCUAUGUCCAAAUGUGAGAUCACGAUCCACUCAACAUCGCUGCAGGAGCUUGUCCUGGAUUACUAUACGGAAUGCCGUGGUGUUGACAUUGUGACUCCCAUGCUUAAGCAAUUGACUAUGGAUUUUGAGGCCGACAAAGACAUCAAUGUGUUCAUAUCGGCACCAAUGCUGGAGAAUGUCUCGUUGGAACGCUCUUAUACAGGUUUGCCCAUUGUGUUUGGUUUUUGGCACCUUCACUCUCUGAGCUUAGAUAGACAGAGGUUUGUCACAAACAACCAUGCCCUGUAUGUUUUCAUGUAUGCUUUGGUAUGUCUUUUGCCCUGCUCAAUUUACUUGAUUUACUGGCUAAAUUGGUUUUAUGUAUGACACCCUGCCAUACUGUUUUGCAGGAUUCCUCGGGGGGUACCGAACUGGACUUUGCCCAAGAAAUAGAGAAAGUUCUGAUUACUAACUUCUCUGCCUUGUACCUAAGCCUCAAGCCAAUAGGGCACAUGUAUGGGGCAACUUUGUUGCAUCUCUUUAGCGUGUUCCGGGUUCAUAUUGGUUUGAAAAUAUUGGAGGUCAUCCUACUGAGUCCGGGGAAGUCCGAGGUGGUACAAUCAUGCCCAGGGAAUUGUCCAUGUGAUUCUCCCAAAAAUUGGAGAAGCCAAAGUAUCUCCAUGGUUCAUCUAGAAGAAGUGGAAAUCGAAGGCCUAAAAGGAGAAGAUCAUGACUGUCUUGAAAUUGAUUCUUAGAUGCGCGCCGUCUCUUAGAAGGAUGACCGUGGAACUGGAAACUGGGAUUAAAUCACUUGGCCACGGAGAUUGCACCAAGGAAAUCAACAGCAUCUCACUGGAGUAUCCUUACGUGGAUUUUCAUGUUUAUCACCAAGGAAAUCAACAGCAUGUGUUUUCAUCACGCUCCUAGGGGCUAAAUCAUAUGAUGUGACUCUGGAGGCUGCACCUGCUCUAAGAAUGUCUACACCAUCUCCUUGGGGUAUCCUUCCAUGAAUUUCCAUGCUCGGUUCUCUGGUGAACUUGGUGCUGCAUGCAUGUCCAUCAGAGAUGUCUGGUAUUCAUUUGAAGAACCUAAACUCUUGCUAAAUCUCUUUGAAC